AUGGCGCGACCUACCCGUCGUAGACCGCAGGCUCAGGUUCCAACUCAGGAUCCAACUCAGGUUCCGCCUCAGACCCAGACUCCAGCUCAAACCACAACCCAGCCAGUCCAGCAGCCAGUCCCAGCUGCACAAGGCCAGCCUGCUCAGCAGAACCAAGCGCCUGCUAAUCGGCGUCACAUCUCUGGACCGCAAUCCGCUUUGACAGAUUACCUUGCUAGUCACAACAUUUCUGCAAACCGCAUUCGCCGCGAUGCUGACCAACGCCGCGCCGCAGCAGCGCAAAGCCAGCGAGCCCAGCAGAAUGAAGACAACUCAGAUGACGAAGAGGAAGCUGGGGAGGCUGAUGCCAGCUCAUCCCGUAAAGAGACUACCGCUGAGAAGGCUAAGCGCCAGAUGAAGGAGCUGCAGACCAUCGCCAAGAUCAAGGCUUCCAGAGCCUUCAAGGCCCGCAAGCGCAAGCGAGGUGCUGACGAUUCCGAUGAUGAUGAUGACAUCGCCCGAGCCGUCAUGGAUCAGAUGGCACAACCGCUUCCUGGUCAGAUGGACAAUUGCGAAAUCUGCAAGAAACGCUUCACAGUCACUCCCUACUCCCGAACUGGACCUGAAGGUGGCCUUCUCUGCGCAAAGUGCAGCAAAGAUGCUGCUGCUGACGACAAGCGUGCCAAAAAGAAGCCUCGCAAGGCGCCAACGGGAGGCGGUGGCCGUCGCAAAGUCCAAAGCAACAUCCUCGAUGGAACCUACCACACUGGCGCAAAGAAACUCACGACGCUCUGCAUUGAGACCUUAGCUAAGAAUGUUGAUCUCGCAGACAGCUUGGGCGAGUUACCAGACCACAUCGUGGACAGAAUCGCCCGUCUGUUCUCCAAGCGCCGACUCCUCAACCCUCAGACGAUGGCGCUGUUUCUGCAACCCUCAACGUCAUUCAUCAACAUUUACGAUGGUGCGAAGCUGAAGACCGACGAUUACAUGGCCAUCUUUCAGGUCGCCUCGAAUCUCCAGGCCUUCAAAGCUCGCAACUCGAUUCAGUUCAAAGACUCGGUCAUGGGGUACCUCUUGGAUCGCGACAUUCAGUUGAAGUCUUUCUACCUCCACGGAGCCAACCUUCUCAGCGACGACAUGUGGACUAGGUUUAUUCAGGAAAAGGGUGCUUCCUUGGAAACCCUCCGAGUUUACUAUACAGACAGGCACUUUGGAGAUGAGAUGCUGGCUUUGCUCCCAGACAACUGUCCCAAAUUGGCUCGUCUUAAGGUCUAUCACAAUCAAAAGGUCACGGACGUCGGCAUUGCGGAGAUUGGCAAGAUCAAGAGCCUGAAGCACCUGGGUCUUCACUUGCAGCAUCGGAUUGACCCCAAGGUUAUGGCGUCCACUAUCCUCAGCAUCGGAGAACACCUGCAAACGCUCUCUCUACCGCUGUUUCUCGACGCCACCGACGAGGUCUUGGCUGCUAUCAAGAAGUCCUGCCGUUCCCUCAAAAAGCUGUGCAUCAACGACAGCGAUAAGUUGACCGAUGCGGGAUUCGUCGACCUCUUCACUGAUUGGGGCAAUCCGGCCCUCGAGAUUGUCGAUUUCGAGAAGUGUCGCCACGUGGACUCCAAUAAACCGAGAGAGAACCCGGACAACGUAGGCCUGUGCUCCGACGGCUUCCGUGCCCUGAUGAAGCACUCGGGUCGCAAGAUCAGGAAUCUCAAUAUGCAUAGCUGUCGCAACAUCACACGCGACGCUUUCGAGGAUGUCUUUUCAGGUGAGAAGCAAUACCCAGAGCUUCUCAAGCUCGAGAUCAGCUUCAUCGAGGAGGUCGACGAUUACGUGGUCGGAUGUAUCUUCCGCAGCUGUCCCAACAUCCAAGAGGUUAACGUGUUUGGCUGCAUGAAGGUCAAGGAUGCACCAGUCCCUAGAGGCAAGGUUUUGGUCGGUGUGCCGAACGCCCUGGGUAUGGUCAUCGAGGGCUCAGCGGACUAG
This is a messenger RNA of Colletotrichum karsti, 1959 nucleotides long. RefSeq names its product DNA repair protein. The record is from RefSeq and is a predicted model, not a curated record. Gene Ontology annotation, cellular component: SCF ubiquitin ligase complex. The coding region runs from base 1 to 1959 and encodes 652 amino acids. The transcript is spliced from 3 exons. Lineage: Eukaryota; Fungi; Ascomycota; Sordariomycetes; Glomerellales; Glomerellaceae. Gene Ontology annotation, biological process: SCF-dependent proteasomal ubiquitin-dependent protein catabolic process.